UUUUGAGUUUUGGUUUAGCAUUUAAUUUCGUGUUGCUGUUUUUAAUAUUUUUUUGUUUGGUUUUUAUUACCGAUUUUAUUAAUUUUUUUACUAUUAAAUUAUGGCAUAUUUCAGUCAAUGUAUACUGUCACUCUGUGUAUUACUUUCUGUUACGCCGUAUGUUUUCAGUAUCAAGUGUUGGGAUUGUCGGUCAAAUAAUGAUCCAAAGUGUGCAGACCCGUUCGAUAACUUAACCGUACCAAUAACAGAUUGUAAACAAGAAAAAGGUUUGACGCACCUUCCUGGAAUAAGACCUACUAUGUGCCGAAAAAUUCGGCAAAAAGUAAAUGGUGUAUGGCGAUACUUCAGAGGUUGUGCUUAUUUGGGUGAAGUUGGUACCCAAGGAGAUGAGAGAUUCUGUCUCAUGAGAACUGGUACAUACAACAUUUUUAUUGAAUACUGUACUUGCAAUAGUAAAGAUGGAUGUAAUUCAUCUUCAUUCUUGAGUCCAAUGCCGUUCCUCUUAACGGUGCUUAUUCCUUAUAUAUUUAGAAUACUGUUGUAAUAUUCAUGCAAAAAUUGGAUUAUUUUAUUAAAUCUAAUCAAAUUAUUUGAUUCAUAAUUUUGAGAGAUUUAAAUACCACUGAUAAAAUACAUAUAGUACUUAGUUAAUUUCUUGAGAAUAACAAGUUUAAUUUGAAUUAUAAAUACUAAUUCUUAUGGUGUGUUCAUGAAACAGUUCAAAAAAAGCUGUACAUAUAAGACUACUCUUAAUUGACAAAUUUGCCAGAGCAAAUUAAAUAAUCACAGUCCACUUUAAUAUUUUAAUGAUUUUAAGUUCAUUAAUUAUAUUUGAACAAAUUUGCAUCAACAAUGUUGAUUGAUAUUUAUCUUGUCAUCCUAUCUCAGGCAAUUGCCACUGAAGACUUUUUAAAAUAAUAUUUUUAAACUCAUAUGAUUUGUAUACAUUAUAAUUAUAUGUAAUCGGGUCUUGUUCAUGCAUUAUUUUAAAACUAUUUAUUUACCUCGACAUUUCGGUUAUGUUGCAGCAGCCGUGGUCACCAUGUGACAUAAUGAAUAUGGAUUUACACAAUCCUUGCACGUACAAGACCCGAUUACAUAUAAUUAUAAUGACUUUUUAAAAUAUUUUUAUAUAAGAAUUAAGCUCAUUUUAACAAUGAAUCUCAUCUUUUUACUUCUGCCAUGUGGUGUGGAGAGAUAAUUUGUAGCUGUAUAAGUGAUUGUCAAUAGUAAGGAUGUUUUUUUUUUGCAAACACUUAUGUCAAUCAUAUAAUAUAUAAAACUGAACUAAUUUUCUACUUUAAAAUCUAUUACAAUCACUUUGAAUUUGACAUUUGAAAUAUAUUCACGAACUUCACAUUACAACUAUUUGACAUGUGAUAUUGUGAUCGCGACGUUUUUUGAAUGAUAUCGGAAUGAAUGAUAAUAUUGAUUUGAAGUUAUUGGAAUUGUCUAAUCAAAGUCAUAGUUACAAAUAUUUUUUAAAGCUAUUGUGAAAUGUCAAACAAAAAGAAUUGUCUAUGAUAUAUCAUUCAAAUCAUCAUUCAUUCCAAAAGCGAUUGUGAUAAAAAGUUACAUAAUUCCAUAAAUCAAUAUGACAACCGCUAUUUCUUUGAAAGGGAUCAUGACAUAUUUUCAGAGCCUAGGUUUUGCUAAUGUUAAGGUAAUGAUGGUGUCUCAAUUAGUUGCAGAUUGUUAUUAUUUAUCUGAUGCCAAAUAUUGUAACGUCUUCAGAAAUCAAUAAUGACAGAUAUAUUAAUUACUUUGUGCCUUAGCAACAAGAGUUUUCUUAAAACGGUUGUCGUUGGAGCACCAUUACAUUAGUAGAAUUAGGGUACAGUUCAUUAGUAAACUAAUAAUUUAAAAUUGCUGUAUGGGAUUUUUAAAAAAUAUAAUACUAUUUAAUUGAAUUGCACAAAAACACAUCACAUCUUUAAAAGUUAUUAAAUACCUUUGUUUUUAGAUAUAUAUUUUUAAUAAGAAUACUUAUGAUACUUGUAUUAAUAGCAGCUGCUAAAUCCAGUUAGGAGCUCCCACAGAUAACCUCUAAUUGAUGAUGAUGACUAUCUUGUUAAAUAAAUAAAGAUGCCUUAGCGGUGGGGUAGGUGGCGGGCGAGGUAACUGCGGCGACGCUAUUGGUUAGUACAAAGACACUUAGUCCUUAGUGAUGAGAACCAUAAUGUGAUAAAGGCAUGUCGAUACUUGAUCGAUAUCAUGUAAAUGUAACCAUUGGAUAUCAUUAAAAAUAUAUUGUAUUAUAUAUAUUUUAUUUGAUUCGCAAUUAAUAGCACUAUAAACUGUAAACUGUACACUAUAAACUGUAAAUAAUUGAUGAAUAAGGUAUCCAAAGGCAAAGUUUUAGUGAACGAACAAGUUGUAAUUAAAAAUAGAAGAACAACAUCAUAUUUUAGAAAUAUUAAUAUAAUAACAAUUGAACAAGUAUAUUAUAACAAGUAUUAAUAAUAACAAGUGAAUACAAGAUCACCCAAAACGUGAAUUUAUAACUCUGAUAGAAAAAAAUCAAAAUUCCCCAAAAAAUAUCAAUUUUUGCAAUUCUUGUAGCACUGUUUUACCUUUCACACUUUCUAAUUUAAAGCUCUGAUAAAAUACAAAACAUACAUAAAAUAAGUGUUGCGCCACCGCGCUCAUAUAAAAAUAUUAAAUUAAAUCUUCAAAAAGGGAUUAACUUAGACGAAAAAUGCAAAAUUGGGAGCUUUGGACUUUAAUAUAACGAACAAGUAUUAAAAUA
Messenger RNA from Diatraea saccharalis (sugarcane borer), 2749 nucleotides. The record is from the annotation of a GenBank genome assembly. Lineage: Eukaryota; Metazoa; Arthropoda; Insecta; Lepidoptera; Crambidae.